AUGGAUUCAAUUGCUGAUGAGGGUCCAUUUGUCAUUUAUACAGUAGAUGGAAGCCGAUUCGUGAUUCCACUGGCCUUUCUUAAUCGACACAUCUUUCAGGAGAUACUUUUGGUAGCCGAAGAAGAGUUUGGAUUCAUAGGAUGCUGCCCUUUUACUGUGCCUUGCGAGUCAUUUGUGAUGGAGUACAUGGUCUCCUUGUUGAACAAGAAUGCUUCAAAGGAGGUGGAGAAGGCAUUGGUUUCCAUGGCAUGCUGCAGAGCCUCUCAUCCUUCUCUAGUGCCUCAUCAAGUCGUUUCAGAGCCUAUGAUUCUCCAUGGCUUUUGA
Messenger RNA from Amborella trichopoda, 324 nucleotides. Lineage: Eukaryota; Viridiplantae; Streptophyta; Magnoliopsida; Amborellales; Amborellaceae. The record is from RefSeq and is a predicted model, not a curated record.